CAUUAACCUGCCACUUCCCACGGGGGUCUCAGCGCAGAGGACACCAUGGCCACGGCGAACGACAGGGCUGUCCUGCAGACCAUCUUUAACCCCAGCACCCCUUUUGGCGACAUCCCUGGGCUGGAUGAUGAGGAGGAGAAUGCCCAGGAGGAAGGGUGUCCUGAUGCCAGGGGCCCUCUCUGUGCUGCCGCAGUGGAAGCCUUUCCUCCAGAGCUUCUGGAGCAGGUCCGAGACCUGGAGCUGCAGGGGGUUUCUGCUGCGGAGUCAGGAGACCUGAACACGGCGCUGCAGCGGUUCGGUGAGGCCAUCCACCUGCUGCCCGAGCGUGCCUCAGGAUACAACAACCGGGCCCAGGCCCUGCGGCUGCGGGGGGACGUGGCAGGCGCCCUGCGGGACCUGGACACGGCGAUCCGCCUGAGCCGAGGCCGUGGCCAAGCUGCCUGCCAGAGCCUGGUGCAGCGUGGCCUGAUCCAUCGGCUGCAGGAGCGUGAGGAGGAGGCGCGGCAGGACUUCGAGCGAGCCGCGCGCCUGGGCAGCACCUUCGCCCGGCGCCAACUCGUGCUGCUCAACCCCUACGCGGCCCUUUGCAACCAGAUGCUCUGCGAGAUGCUGGGGCGGCUGCGCAACCCAGAUGGCUCUGGGAGUGAAUGAGGAGGGCAAGGCAGGGCCAUGCUCUUGGGGUAGCCCAGGUGGACCACUGGAGAAGGUCGGUCUUCCGUGCCGGAGAUCCCGUGCCUCCUAGGGAUGGGAAGUAUGGAAGUGCCUGGUUUUGUGUCGGCUCUGCUCCACCCCCAAUAAACCUCCCUGUGUCCCCAGCA
Molecule: messenger RNA, 818 nt
Organism: Apus apus (common swift)
Lineage: Eukaryota; Metazoa; Chordata; Aves; Apodiformes; Apodidae
Gene: TTC36
Product: tetratricopeptide repeat domain 36
Exons: 3
Coding region: 46-651 (201 amino acids)
Biological process (GO): cilium assembly
Molecular function (GO): protein binding
Source: RefSeq, a predicted model, not a curated record